UUUGUCGAGUUUUGAGUUCGCCGUUUCAGUUUCCGUAAUGUUCUCAACGCGUUUGGAUGUGAAUUCAAUGGUGCGCUUGAUGUUUAUGGAAAAAUUAUAAACUUGAAUGAAACGGAACAUAUGGUUUUAUGUGCGAGUGAAGAGUACAGUGAAAGCUGAAUUCCGGUGAAGCGCAGAAAAUUGUCCAGAUUUUACAUAAAAUUUGAAUAGUGAUUUGUAUGGAAUAUAUUACGAAAAUAUUAAAAAUUAUUGUGUCUCAAUAGAGAACUAAUUAGGAAAAUUGAAAUAGUAAUUGAGUUUAGAACAGAUGUCUACAGGAAAACCAGAAAUUUCGUGAUUGAAAAAAGCUGUCUGAGAUGCAUCAAACAUGAAUGAAGGUGAGUCAGCAGGAGGGGGGCAUCAACGGGCUAGCCCAGCCCCUCCUGCUGUAUCCGACCAUAGAUCAGUUUUAUCGUCAACAACUUCAACAACAUCGGUGAAUACGACCACCAGUAGCGGUGCAACCAUACCCGCAACUUUAAAAAUUACCACAUCUGAUUCAUAUCACGCCGUGGCAACAACGUUUGUGAAUACAUCCACUACACCUCGCAGCUUUCAACAAGCGUUUACUCAGCAACAUUUGCAGAAGCAACAACAAGUUUCCACAACAAAAAUAUCAGGAACUAAUAAUCAAAGUACUCAAAACAAAUCGGUACACCAAAAGAAAUUGCAACAUCUGGUGGCGCAGGCGCAUCAAUUGCCUAUGCCGCAAACUACACAAGUAGCGGAAACAAUAAGUACAGCAGCAACUGAUAUCGUUUCGGAAGCACAAAAUCAAUUUGAUAACAAAACUGGUGUGCAGAUUACACAACACGUGUUAACGACGGACACGUCCGGCAGUCUAAUUAAUAAUUUCGUAUCCUCAACGAUUACACCCGGUUCAAUUGCAGAGGCGGGACAGCAAGAUAUACACAGCGGUUCACCGCUGCCCAAGCGACCCAAACUUGGGGGGAGUGUCGGCAGUAGCUUGCCUGCUUCGUUGUUGCCAGCAAGUGGGAGUACGCAGGACAACGGCAAUACGGCAUUGUGUGCACCACAGGAUAUAAAUGCGCUCAAGAAGCGCAUUUUGGAGCAAAAGAAUCUCCGUUUGCGAAGUCUUACAGAAAGACACACAGAAAAUGUCGCCGAAUUAUUCUAUUUACAAAGCGGUGGCAACAUGAUGGACUACCCGACGUGGCGUAAGAAACCACCAACCCCGCAGUUCGUCACCUUCAGCAAUGCUUAUCGUCUAGAUCAGUUGGUUAGCGAGGACAGAGCUGCUGUAUUAGUUCAGCAAAAAACUACUGAUAACAUAGCAACAAUAAUUGGUGUUGCCAGCGGCAAUCAAGCGAAUCAGCAGCAACAACAAUCACAGCAAUCACAAAAGCAAACACAAGACUAUUUGGCUGCAAUCACAAAUAAAACGAGUACGCAAUCUCAAAUAGCAACAGAUAUAAGUAGUAGUAGUGGUAGUAACAGCAACAGCAGCUGCAGUGGAGCUUCAUCGGCAGCUACACAGAACGCUGGUAAUUCGCUUACUGCCACGGCAACAACCUCAACGCCUGGCAGUAGUGGCAGUGUUAGUGGUAAUUUAACUUCCACUGAUGCGACUAGCGACGUACUGCCACAAGGUGCUGAAAUCAAAAUUCCCGCCAUAGGUGCAACGCCUGUGGCUGUUUCCACAAAGUUACCAGCAGCUGUUGUACAACUGACCCAACAAGGUGGCACACCGCUUGUACCUGCUAUCGGUGGUGGCAGCGGUUCUCCUACGGUAUUGCGACGUAAUGGCAAUGGCGCCGCGAUUCCGUCAGCUGGCACAGCAGGUAACACUUUGCACAGUAACCCGCCUCCUCCGCUCUAUUCGCCAACUCCCAAUGCGGUGUUGGUGCCAGCCUCCGUGAAUGGUAGCAGUGCCACUGCUGCAAGCAGUAGUGGAGGCACUACGGCUUUGGCUGGCGCAUCCGGCAGUAGCUUAAGUACACCGACCAGCGCCGGCAGCAGUGGAGCUGCUACAAACAACGUGCAAGAAUUUUCAUUCAAAGCCAAACAGGAGGUUUAUGUGCUGCAGCGCAUUUCGGAAUUACAACGAGAGGGAUUAUGGACUGAAAAACGUUUGCCAAAACUACAAGAACCCAGCCGUCCGAAGGCACAUUGGGACUAUUUGCUGGAGGAAAUGGUUUGGUUGGCAGCGGAUUUUGCGCAAGAGCGCAAAUGGAAAAAGAAUGCUGCUAAGAAAUGCGCAAAAAUGGUGCAAAAGUAUUUCCAGGAUAAGGCGAAUGCAGCGCAGAAAGCAGAGAAGGCGCACGAGGCACAUUUAAAGCGGAUAGCUGCCUUUCUCUCCAAGGAGGUUAAAAUGUUUUGGUCGAAUGUGGAGAAAUUGGUUGAAUACAAGCAUCAUACCAAGCUAGAGGAGAAGCGUAAGAAGGCGCUUGAUCAGCAUUUAAGUUUUAUUGUCGAUCAGACUGAGAAAUUCUCACAGCAGCUCGCCGAGGGCAUGAAUAAGAGCGUAAUGGACACAGCUGCUGGUGCUGCUAGUGGAGCGCCUAGCAUGGAAUCAAGCAGAAUAUCAUCGCCCAAACGUGAAAUAACGGGCAACGGGUCUGAUGAUGAUUUCCGUCCAGAAUCUGGUUCAGAGGAUGAUGAGGAAACAAUUGCUAAAGCAGAAGAGGAGGCGGCAGAUGUCAAAGAAGAGGUUGCAGCAUUGGAAAAGGAAUCUCGAAUGGAUCUUGAUGAUUUUCUCAAAGACCUGCCAAAAGGUUAUUUGGAAAAUCGCGAUAAAAUUUUACUUGAAGAAGAAGAUGACUCCAAAAUGGCAACCAGUAGUCAAGAAGAUGAUGCAGACGACGCUGAAUUCGAAGCGAAUGAAGAUAGUGAUGACGAUGAGAAUACGAUUAGUAAGCAAGAGGAGGAAGAAACGGGCAUCGAUCAUCAGAAAGAAAUAGAUGACUUAGAAGCGGACAAUGACUUGACGGUCGAACAGUUGCUGGAAAAGUACAAAUCGGGUAAAAUUGAUGAACCAACAGUAACAACGGCGCGAAAAAGUGGUUUAGCGACCCCAGCAAAGAAACGCGCUAAAAUGGUUGAUUCAGACGAUGAUGAAGUGGAUGAAGACACUAGCAGCGAAGGUACGGAGGUGGAAACUGAAAGUGAGUCAGAUGAAGCCACUAUUGUCGAGGCGCCUUCAUCGGACGAGAGCGAAGAAAACGAGCAAGAAGAUGGACUGAAAAGUCUGCUUGAGGAUACUGAGGGCAACAGCAAGGAUGACAUGAUCAAAGACGCCGCUGCUCUUGCCGAAAGCAUACAGCCCAAGGGCAAUACGCUGUCCUCAACGAAUGUGGUCACGCCUGUACCAUUUCUACUUAAACAUACGUUGCGUGAGUACCAGCACAUCGGUUUGGAUUGGCUUGUCACCAUGAAUGAACGUAAAUUGAAUGGCAUACUGGCUGAUGAAAUGGGUUUGGGUAAAACCAUACAAACAAUUGCACUACUGGCGCAUUUGGCAUGCGUCAAAGGUAAUUGGGGUCCACAUCUGAUUGUUGUGCCAUCGUCGGUGAUGCUCAAUUGGGAAAUGGAAUUCAAAAAAUGGUGUCCUGCAUUCAAAAUACUCACAUACUAUGGUACGCAGAAGGAGCGUAAGCUUAAACGCGUAGGCUGGACGAAGCCGAAUGCGUUUCAUGUAUGCAUAACAUCGUACAAAUUGGUGGUACAGGAUCAACAGAGUUUUCGUAGGAAAAAAUGGAAAUAUCUGAUAUUGGAUGAGGCGCAGAAUAUCAAAAAUUUUAAGUCGCAACGCUGGCAAUUACUGCUGAACUUCUCAACUGAAAGACGUCUCCUGCUCACCGGUACACCGCUUCAAAACGAUUUGAUGGAAUUAUGGUCGUUAAUGCAUUUCCUUAUGCCGUAUGUGUUUUCAUCGCAUCGUGAAUUCAAAGAAUGGUUCUCAAAUCCCAUGACCGGUAUGAUUGAGGGCAAUAUGGAGUAUAAUGAAACGCUCAUAAGUCGACUGCACAAGGUUAUACGACCGUUCUUGCUGCGACGUCUCAAAAAAGAAGUUGAAAAACAAAUGCCGAAGAAGUACGAACAUGUUAUAAUGUGUCGUUUGUCCAAUCGUCAGCGCUAUUUGUACGAUGAUUUUAUGAGCCGCGCAAAAACCAAGGAAACGCUGCAAACGGGAAAUCUUUUGAGCGUCAUCAACGUACUCAUGCAGCUGCGUAAAGUUUGUAAUCAUCCAAAUAUGUUUGAAGUGCGUCCAACAAUAUCGCCAUUUCAAAUGGAGGGCAUAACCUACGAAGCGCCACGAAUUGUGUACGAUUUACUGGAUUACGAACCAUUAAAGCACGUCGAUUUACAUUCGCUUAAUUUAAUUCUUAUUGAUUUGGAGAUCACACUCACCGCUUAUGUAUCGUACAAGUCACGCGUGCUUGAAGCGCCACGUAAGCUCAUUGAGGAAAUCGACAGUGCACCGGCACCACCGCCACACUGCCCGCGUGGGAAAUUUAAAUUCUACAUACGCGUGCGCGACCCGCAAGUUCAGCAGAAUUUGAGUCAACACAGUACGACCUCGGUACGUGUGGGCGCUAGUCCUGCUAUGCGCACAGAAGGCAGCAAGAUGCUGCCAUUGCGCGAAACGAAUACUGCGAAUAUACGGCUGGUAAAGCGUUUGAACAAUAUAAACCCUGUUAACACGUCCAAAAUGCCCGCGUUGUCCAUGGCGCCUUCAACAUCCACAUCAGCCGCCAUAGCUCUGGCUAACAGUGGUGUUGGCAAUAUACGCACCGCCUCAGGCAUAUCAGUCACGCGUGUACAGGUCGCGCCGCAAUCGAAUACAAAUUUAACACCACCGCCAGCGAAAAUCGCCAAGCUCAUGCAACAUGGCAAUGGUAAACCGUAUUUUCUGGUUACAUCCUCCGCUGGUAGCAGUUCACUGAGUGACACCAUAUCUGGAAGUAGUACUUCGGGUAGCCGGCUGACUUUGGUGUGCAAAAGUGGCAUCAGCAACUCGAAUAUGGCUAAUGUAAGCGUUAGUGGUGGCGCAAAAAGCAGCGUUGCUGCUGUUAGCAUAAAGCCGAAACCGGAAAAUUCCAAGCUGUUGUCCACCAUUGCUCAACAGGUAAAAAGUAGCACCGACGAUGUGACAAACGCGGCGAUGGAUGUCGAUGAGUCUGAAACUGCAGCAACCGAAACAUCCGAGACCGAUCCAAUAUAUAAUAUGCAUGAAAUACUGGAGAAGCGUAAGGAGCAGCGCAUGGCGCGCUUAAAACUGGUGGCAACUGUAAAUAGACGUCGCAUCGAGGGCGUGCCAAUUUAUGGGGACGACUGUCGCGAUGCGUUGGCCAAAUGCAGCAAUCCGAGUCAGACAUUGGAAUACUCUAGUUGGCAAACGCGCAGCUAUACCAACUGCUGUACGGCCAUGAAACGUCGCGAUAGUUGGACACUCAGCAAGAUACUCAAAUCGUAUGAGAAGCGCGUUGAGGAGCUUCGCCAAACGUUCAACAAUUUUGUAAUAUACGUACCAUCGGCGUGUGCGCCGCGUAUACGCUUCUAUGUGCAACAUUUAACAUCGGGACGCUUGCAGCGCGAUCAUGCUAUUGAAAAUAUGGUUACGCAAUAUGUCUCACCAAAGCUUUCAUUGCUGCAUCCUGUCAUCUCAGCGAUGACCACACAAUUUCCGGACCCCCGUCUCAUUCAAUACGAUUGUGGCAAAUUGCAAACGCUCGAUCUGCUAUUGCGCCAACUGAAGUCCGAGCAGCAUCGUGUGCUAAUAUUUACGCAAAUGACAAAAAUGUUGGAUGUUCUAGAGGCGUUUCUUAACUAUCACGGCCACAUCUAUUUGCGGCUAGAUGGCUCGACGCGUGUCGAACAGCGACAAGUACUAAUGGAGCGCUUCAACGGUGACAAACGCAUUUUCUGCUUCAUCUUGUCUACGCGCUCCGGUGGCGUAGGUAUUAAUUUAACCGGCGCAGAUACUGUGAUAUUUUACGAUUCCGAUUGGAAUCCAACAAUGGAUGCGCAAGCGCAAGAUCGUUGCCAUCGUAUUGGGCAAACACGCGAUGUGCAUAUAUAUCGACUGGUGUCGGAUAAGACAAUCGAAGUGAACAUACUCAAGAAAGCGAAUCAGAAGCGGAUGCUCAGUGAUAUGGCGAUCGAAGGUGGCAACUUUACAACAACAUAUUUCAAGAGUUCCACCAUCAAAGAUCUCUUCAAUUUGGAACAAGCUGAGCAAGAUGACUCACCUGCAGCGAAUGGUAGUCGCGUGGAGAAACCAACGACUUCGUCAGCUGGUGCUGCAGCAAUAGUUAGUGAGUUGGGCACUGAAAUUGAAACGGAGAAACAGUCUCUGCGUGCUUUUGAGAGCGCAUUGGCCGCUGCUGAGGACGAGCAGGAUGUACAGGCAACAAAAACGGCAAAGGCAGAGGCAGCGGCCGAUUUGGCAGAAUUCGAUGAAACAAUUCCUAUUGAUGAGGCAACGACGGUAGACGGCGCAGCAGCGACGGAAAUGAGUAAAGCCGACUUAGAAAUGCAAAAUCUUGUAAAACAGCUCUCGCCAAUCGAACGUUAUGCAAUGCGCUUCGUGGAAGAAACCGGCGCGGCAUGGACUGCCGAACAGUUGCGUGCAGCCGAGGAGGAAAUCGAAGCGCAAAAACGAGAAUGGGAAGCGAAUCGUUUGGCUGCAUUACAAAAGGAGGAGGAGAUGCUGAAAAAGGAGGCUGAAGCUGAUGAAAUGCUUACCUACAAUCGCAAGGAUGCAAACAAUCAGAUUUGGAUAUCGGAUAAUACCAUGGAACAAAUGCCGAUGUGGUGUCCUCCUACUCCACCGCAAGAUGACAACGACAUUUACAUCGACUACUCGCUAACGUUCAUGUACGAGAUGAGUCCAAUACCUGAAUCAGAGUUGCCGCCAGUCUAUAUUAAGAAAGACUACAAGCGUUCGCGUGGCGAUGCCGGCUUUCCACUGGAUGGUAGUCGGCGUCCAUUGAAAAUGCGCCGCGAGGAAAACUAUGUUGCGCCCCGUUCACUCUUCGAUCGUCCAUCGGCGGCCAUAGCGCGCAUUCGUCGAGAUCUGAAGAAUCUACGUUAUCGUGGAGUUUUUAAACCGAAUGUUCAAAUACCCGGGCUGAAACCACAAACGCCACAGAAGCAGCUGGUCGAACCGGAGGGUAUGGCCGAGUGGACCAUCUUCGAGGACAUUGUAAUCUUGCACGUUUUAGUCAAUUUGCAGGGGUUGCCUUGCAAUCUGAUGGUGCUCUCACCGGGGCACACACCCAAUUGGGAUUUGGUUUCGGAGAUUGUGAAUUUCCAAUCGAAAACAUAUCGUUCGCCGAAACAGUGUCGUUGGCGUUACGAAAUGGUCAUACAGCCGCGUGAAGAGGGCAAAUUUGUGGAGAGUCCGAAGAAGCAGAAGAAAUUAAAGACGAUGCUGAAAUCGGAAUACCUCAAGGGUCCUUUACGUUAUUUACGCACCACGAAUUUGUAUGCUAACGACAAUAACACCACAUUUACGAAAUUAAUGCGUUCGCGUUUCGAUUGCAUUAAAGCGGCAUACCUUAAGAAGGCGCCACCACCAAAGCGUCACUUUAGUACACCUAAUCUGAUGAAUCCCAAGCACAUGGAAGUGUUGCAAGAGUUCGGAAUUGUGAACUACGAUCAACCGAUCUCACCGCUAAAUAUUGCCGCCAUGAAGGCAAAUAAAAUACGCGAGAAGCAGCGCAAUCAAUGCCCACCACCACCACCGCCAGCGCCGACACAAGCGGUGGCGGUGCAGCAACAACAGACUCAGCAACAGUCCACCGCCUCAGUUGCGCAAGUACAAAUACAAGAAAUGGUAGUGCAGCAGCAACAGCAAAACGCCUCUACAGGCACAACUACAGUACAACAAGCCGGCGCACUGCACACCCAACAGCUUCAAAUCCAGCACAUACCAAGCGGCAAUGUGCAAGGUGUUGCUCAGCAACCGACGGCCACCGCGAUUGUAUUGCAACAUACCGGUGCCUUGCCGGUAACGCAUCAACAGCAAUCGGCCGGCUCCACAUCAGCACAAUCUCAGCAGCAAAUAUUGCGCACGGGCAUGGGCAAUACGCAGAUUGUAAAGGCGAUAGUUGCGCCACAAUCAGGUUUGCUCACAGCUGGCCAAAUGCAGCAAUUGACGCAACAGGCGGCUGCUGCGGGCGCGCAGCACGUCCAACUGCAGCAGCAAGGAAACGUUGGUACGUCGUCGUCCGUUUCGGUGGUGCUGACCACGCCGGUGCAAACGCUGACGUCCAGCGUGCAAUCCGCGCAGCAACAUGCACAAUCAUCUACCGCGCAAAUAGUAUCGAUAUCACCACAAACUAUAGUGUCCAGUGGGUCACAGAAUAGCGGCACCAUUGUACAGACAAUUCCAUCUCAAUCACUACCACAAGUGGUUUCUGUAUCUCAACUCGCCACAGUGGGCACUGUUUUGACCACAUCGGCCAGCUUGCAGCCCAGCGCUACGGUGACAACACUGAACACUUCGGCGCUACGUGCGCAACGCAUUGUUGCAGCAACCGCGGGUACACUACAGGAUGUCGUACUUCAACAGCGCAGCGGCAAUCCCAGCCCAACGAUUGUGUCCAUGUCCAAUUUGGGACAGAGUGUAGCGGCCGCACAAUUUCAAGCAGCGCAGCUGCGUCUGGCCUCAAUGGCAGGAUCUUCUCAACAGGUCACAAAGGUGCCUGUCAACACUUUGCAACAGGGCGGCAAGAUUGCCGGCAACGUCGGAGGCAAUCAGCCCGCGCACAUACAACUCUAUCGCCAGCGUCAACAGCUAAAGGUACUGCAAGCCACACCAGCUCAAGGCGGCAGUCAAACUCUCGUGCAAACGGCCAGUGGACAAACAGCUUUGGUGAAUGCCGCUGGCACGAUCAUACAGGGCAGUCUCGUACAAACCGCCGGCGGUCAGGCUACAAUGCAGGUGCAAGGUCAAAAGGUCGCCGUAGCCACAGUAUCAUCGACCGGCAUGGCGGCGGGGUCAAGUGGCGGUAAUUCAACGUCAGUGGGCACGGUGCAAGUGGCGCACCAAGGCCGCACACAGUUCAUCAAGCAAGUCGGCGGGAAACAGACGAUAGCCCGUCAAGUGGGCGACGAUAUGGUGCUGGUUAAACGUCAGGUAAUUGGCGCACACCAAAAAGCACAAGUGUUACAACAGGGACAGAUAUUCAACACCACGGGCAGUUCUGCUCAAGCUUCAGUCCAGCUACAACAACAACAGUCACAAGCACAAGGCUCCGUCGGUAGUGGCCAGCAACAGAUACAAUCUCAGCAGCAACAAGUGCAACAGGUGACUGCGCAACAAAUAGCCACACUUGUGAAAACAUCUUCUGGAGCAGGUGUUGUACAGCAGGCAAGUAGCGGCGGUGGCGGCAGUGUUACCGUCUCAACGGGAGGCGGUCAGCAAGGCACUGUGAAUAUGGCGUUAUCGCACAUCAAACCAGGCGGCCAGAUAAAGGUGACCACCUCUAUGGCGAAUCAGGCACAAAUGCGACAACUGCAUAUGCAGCCACUGAAUAUGCCGCGCAAAAUCAAUCGCAUGACGCAGAUAGCGACGGCUGCACAGGCUGGACAGCAAGUGACCACUUCGGUGGGGCAGUCUUCAUCCGGCGCAACGGUGGUACAACAGCCCAAAGGUCCCGGCAGCGUACAGACACAAUUGGUGCAUAUACAAAAUACCAAAUCACUGCCCAGCUCGGUGACAGUACAGCAAAUACAGCAGGUAAUGCGACAACAAGGGCAGCAGGGAUCGUUAAACGCCACGGGGCUUGUGCUGAGCAAGACUAGUGUGGGCCGGGUAAUACCCGUGUCUGUGGCAUCGCAGUCGAAUCAGCGGCAAACCAUACAGGUGGUUUCGGCUGCUUCGGCUCAAGCACUCGCAGCUGGCAAUCUGCGCGCACACGUUGCCAGUGGUCAGAACAUUGCCGGUACCAUUAAGGUGGGCACCACCAGCGGCAAUCCGUCGCAGACCCAGCAGGCUAUUCAUCUCAUACAACAACAAGUAGCCGCACAACAGGGUCAACGGCAGAAUGCCAGUCCAGUGCGACUACAAACAGCUGGUGGAAAUUUGGUUGCAGUCGUGCAACAGCAAAACAUACAACAACAGCAGCAACAAAAUAUUGCCUCAUCCAGUAUUGUCAGCUCGUCGGGCGCAUCGCAGGGCGAGGUGAUGACCAUAACACAAACGGUUGCCACAUCCGGUGGCGGUGGCGGCCAGCAGCAACAGCAACAAACACAACAGGCUACAGCGCAACAGGUGCGCACAUUGGUGAAGAAGAAAAUCAUGCAAAUACGUAGUGAAAAAGAAUGAAUGCUUACCAUAGAUGGAAGAAGAGUAAUCUUUCUUUUAAGUAUUACAAAAAAGAAAGUGCUGAUUGUAAUAGCAUCUACAAUUGGCCCUAAAAAAUCUAAGAGUAUUAUAUUCUUAAUCGUUAUUAUUAGUUCUAAAUAUUAUAUUACAAUAAUAAUUAAACUACGUAAUAUAAUACGUUUGUAUGGAGUAGAAUAUAGAUGUAUGUAUGUGUAAUACAUAUACUGCUAAUCAAUAUGAUAUUAACGUAGUUUGUAUCUUGUUAAUUAUCUACUAUCAUAAAUUCCUCAUGUUUCCAUAAUUUACGAUUAAUAAUAAUAUUUACAAUUAAAAACAAAAAUCGCUCAUAAACUGUAUUUAUAAUUUUAAGCUAAUAUUUUUUAAUUGAAAAUUACAUUUUAAGCGUUUGUAAUAGCAUAAUGUGGUAAGCAGUACAUAAUUAUUCCCAAACUAAUUAAAUUAAAUAUGUAAUAAAUAG
This is a messenger RNA of Anastrepha ludens (Mexican fruit fly), 10814 nucleotides long. RefSeq names its product helicase domino (gene dom). NCBI's taxonomy places the organism in Eukaryota, Metazoa, Arthropoda, Insecta, Diptera, Tephritidae. Gene Ontology annotation, molecular function: ATP-dependent chromatin remodeler activity; ATP binding; histone binding. The transcript is spliced from 15 exons. The record is from RefSeq and is a predicted model, not a curated record. Bases 368 to 10336 code for a protein of 3322 amino acids. Gene Ontology annotation, cellular component: Swr1 complex.